AUGACUCCCAACAAUCAACGCCCAGGCGGUGUUUUACAAGUGUUUUGGGAAGAUACCGACAAGAUACCGAAGACAUCUCCACCGGAGCAACACCGGAGUGGAGAAGUCAGUGUCUUUGCUUUGCGCAAGGUAUGGGGGUCCCCCAUCAACACUUUGGCAAAUCGAAACCCUCGUAACCCAUACCCUUCCGUGGACAGUCCAGCCUAUGGGUUUUCAGAGGUUAUGGCACUGCUGGGGCAAGUCAUCAUUGACGUAUUUCUACUCAACAGUGUUGACUUCAUGAUUGAGGGAAGCUUGAUCUGGGGAGGAGGGGCAUUGCAGGUUGAUUUCAGAGAAUUUGGUGAUCAGUAUAACCCUAACUUAGGGUCCAAAACCUAUGGGUUUUGCCGACCAAGGGCUAUGGGUUAUGGGUUUUCACGGACUUAUGGGUUAUGCCACGCUCACGCCCCUUCCGUAAUUGACCUUGAGGCCAGCAUUGAUACACGGAUUUCUGCUUUCAACAAAGGUGUUGCAUGCAGGGUCAUACGGUAUAAAGCAAACUUCACCCCACAAAAAGCCCUCAGCAGAGUCAGCACGAAUAUGCAACGAGGAACUUCUUGCGAACUGUGCCUCUUGCCCUUGACACUAUGCCAGUGCUAUUACAAACCAUCUCAACUCUCCGAUGGAACAGGGUGGGCGAACACCAUGCAACUAGACACUUACUGCAACUUGUGCCUCUCCCCUCUGCCAUUAUGCCUGUGCUAUUCCAAACUGUUCCAAAGAGCUCCACCCGCUGAUGUAGAGAUUGGAACCAUGGAACAACCAGUGAUAGCGUCGCCACCAUACGAGCAUCUCAUGUCGGACCUGCUAUCUGGUACGCAGUCGUUCUACAACGCUGUGGCUGUAACCUUACCAUUACUUAUCCCAGAAUUUGGAGAGGGCGACACGAUCAGCCCUAUAGGACUCCGAGGUCACUCGCAGCCACCUCUGCUGCCGACUGACCUGACCAUCUCCGGCGUUGGUGCAGCAGGACAACUCCCACGACCAGUAGUCGCGUCGCCAGCACAUGUUGAUGCAGCAAAUAGACGCAGAACCAGCCCCAGACGAUUUGCGUGUGGCUCAUGCCCACAAGAUUUUACCGCCAAGCACAAUCUACGGAGUUAG
Laccaria bicolor S238N-H82 is the source of this 1143-nucleotide messenger RNA. RefSeq lists its product as uncharacterized. Lineage: Eukaryota; Fungi; Basidiomycota; Agaricomycetes; Agaricales; Hydnangiaceae. The record is from RefSeq and is a predicted model, not a curated record. The transcript is spliced from 7 exons. Bases 1 to 1143 code for a protein of 380 amino acids.